This is a messenger RNA of Fulvia fulva, 1122 nucleotides long. RefSeq lists its product as uncharacterized. The transcript has 3 exons. Bases 1 to 1122 code for a protein of 373 amino acids. The record is from RefSeq and is a predicted model, not a curated record. NCBI's taxonomy places the organism in Eukaryota, Fungi, Ascomycota, Dothideomycetes, Mycosphaerellales, Mycosphaerellaceae.
AUGGAUCACGACACCGACGACGAGUGGGACCCUCCCUCCGACGCCGAGGAGCAGUUCUUCGAUGAUGGGUACUGCCCAGAGGCGAUGCAAGUGGCCAACGCCGACGAAAUAUCAGGAAAUCGCCCUGUCAUCAAGACUGACAUGGACCGACCGUGCGCCAAAGUCUUCAGCAUGCCUGAGCUGAUGGAGAACAUCCUCCUCAUGGUAGCCGACGCCGCCGUCGAUGGCGCCAAUGCAUCGAGCACACCACGUCUCGAACCCAUCCAAACUCUCACCGGCUUGCCUCGCGUGAGCAGCGACUUCUUCCAGGCCAUGAAGACCACGAAGCUGGCACGCAGCAUUCGCAGCUGGCAGCACGAGAACCAAGAAGUGGUCGCCGAUCGUGGCAAGUUUAUGCAAAUAUGCCAGCUUGUUGGUGUCGAGAACGAAUACAACACCAUCGCCGCGAUCAACUACAGUACCGCCCCACGCCUCGACCUCACCUUCAGUCCCGGCCCUAAGGUCGAGGCAAAGCAUGCUCGCUGUCCAGUCUUCUGGCUCUUCCAGCACCUCAUCGAAAAGAAGAACCCUCAAUACAGGAUUGACGCUGAUGCAGGAUCUACCGGCAUACUCAGUGGUGGCAUUUCCAGUGGUGGCACACAUACUGCGCCACUCUAUCCUCCAGUACUUGCUGCAUAUUACACUGCCAACAGCCCAGAGGACGAUGACGACGAGGAGGAGGACGAGGAGGACAAGAUCCGCGUGGACCCAAUGCCUGGGACACUGGCGAUCACUAUCCCCAAGUUCUACCUCAACACCAACUCCCUCCAAGGCCCAACACGCAUGCUGAACACAUUCCUCAAGUCAAACAUGGCCGGCGAGAAAGCCACUUGGCGCAACAUCCAGGCCGUCAACGGCGACAAGCUUACUAUCAGCUUCGACAAUGUCUCUGCGCGGUAUGAUGGUAGUUCGAAGCGGCUCCACUACAAAGUGCGCCUCACCUUCGACCGUGAUGCAACUCUUGGCGAAGUCUUCCAGCAGUAUCACGACUUUGUCAAGCGAUCUCGAGAGGAGCACUGGAAGCUGAGUCAACACAAGGAUGCACGGAUCCAUGGCUACACCCAUCCUGCGUUCAAGCCGUAA